Molecule: messenger RNA, 885 nt
Organism: Strongylocentrotus purpuratus (purple sea urchin)
Lineage: Eukaryota; Metazoa; Echinodermata; Echinoidea; Camarodonta; Strongylocentrotidae
Exons: 3
Coding region: 115-678 (187 amino acids)
Source: RefSeq, a predicted model, not a curated record
GUUGGGAGAAGUGCCGGAUUGUCAACAUCAGCAGCAUUCCGGCACACCCAUCUUGUAGCCGAUUUCCUUUUCGACAUUGCACGGCACCAUAUACAGCUACCACAACAUGACGAAAUGCAACGUUUGUCGUCAGAACUUCGAUAUCCCGAUGGCGAAGUAAAGAAUGUUAUCCUCUACAUUGACGGAUACAUCGCGCGGAUCCAGCGGCCUGACCAUGCGGGAAACGCAUAUUUUUGCGGCAGGCAUGGGAAGUCUUGCGACUCUCUCAAUACCCAGUAUGUAACCGACCAAUUCGGCAAAGUUCGUCACAUCAUUACAGGACUCCCCGGGUCAACCCAUGAUAAGACCGCCACUGAAUGGAGCAGGACCUUCAUGGACUUUCUGGACAACCUCCCGGAUGGAUACAUAACGAUAGGGGACCCUGCCUACAGGAAUCUCCACCGCAACGUUGGUCAUCGGUUCGUGGGACACGGCCUCACUGAUGAGCAGCAACAGUUCAACGAUGAUAUAACAAGACUUCGACAAGUGAUAGAGCGCACCAUCGGGGCGACACAGCUCAAGUGGCGGAUGGCUCAGAUGAAAGAGAACAGGCUCGCAGCUAAAGGAGGGAUUAUCUUUGCGUCAAAACUCAUCGUGUCCAUGGCAGUUCUACACAACCGAUAUACAAAUUACUUAUAAGCUAUCAUUCUCGUAGUUAAGAAACCGUACAAAAAUUUGCGAAUGAAAUGUACCUUUUCUUUGUCAGUUCAUCUCAAUGAAUGCCGUCACUUCUUCGCUCUCUCUCUCGCUCCCUCUCUCUCUCUCUCUCUACUUCUUAUGCUCAGUGGCGGUUGCAGGAUUUUCCUUUUUUCAAACUUUUUCGGCUAGGGGGGGGGGGGGGCGUCG